GCAAUCGGUGUUUGAAAUAAAUUUUCGAUCCAUAACACUCAUUGUGAACGUUAGUGUGUAUGUAGUCUGUACAUUUGAAUCUUAAAUUUUCAUUUUAUUGAAAUUUGUUGAGAUAGUUUUUGUCAUAAAGUGUUAUUAUCUCAUUUAAACAGUUGUUUACUCUGCUGUGUAUUCAAACAAUUGCAAAGACAUUUGAUAAAACUUUCUGGCUGAAUUUAUAAUUUUGCUACCGCUACAAUACCGUUUACUAUGUGAUCUACGUCAAUUCUUUGCCAGUGCGAUUGCGGAAAGUAGUUGCUAAUUUAUAUUGUAGCAUAUUUGCCAAAUGCCACCGCAAAUUCAUGAUCGUCACGACUAACUGAGCAACAUGCACGCCGAAAAUAUCGACUCCAAUAAUUUUGGUCUGACCGAUUAUGCAGUUUUCAUUAUUUUGCUGCUCAUUUCGAGUGGCAUCGGUGUCUACUAUGCGAUAAAAGACACAAGAGCCAAGAAAACGGCCAGACAAUUUCUGACGGCUGAACGUUCCCUUCACUGGUUCCCCGUGUCAAUCAGCCUGAUGGCAUCGUUUCAAAGUUCGGUUACCAUAUUGGGCUAUCCGGCGGAAAUGUAUUUGAGAGGAACUCAGUUCUGGAUCGUAAUCGUUUCAUCAACGAUGGCAGCUCUGGCAGCGGCUGAAAUUUUUUUGCCCGUGUAUUAUGACUUGAAUCUUUCGUCCGUAAAUCAAUAUCUGAAAAUUCGCUUCAAUUCGGAGAAGGUUAGACUAGCUGCGACGUUCACUUUUCUGUUUGCAACGGUACCUUACAUGGGAGUUGUUAUAUAUGGACCGUCACUCGCCUUGAGUUCAGUAACACCACUCAGUACCGCCGCGUCGAUAUUGUUGAUCGGACUCGUCUGUACAUUUUACACUUCAAUUGGUGGCCUAAAGUCGGUCCUGGCAACUGAUAUCCUUCAGGUGAUGAUGAUGUAUGCCGGUCUUUUGUUGGUCAUAUUCAGGGGUUUCUAUUUAGUUGGUGGAAUCGAUGAAGCAUUCCGAAUAGCUAAUGAAAACGGACGCAUCCAAUUUUUCAAUGUUGGAUUUGAUCCGUACGCAACGAACAAUCUGUGGAACUGCGUUUUCGGUAUGGGCUUAAUGUGGAGUGCCAACUAUUGUUGCACACAAACCGAGGUAGCUAGAUAUUGUAAUGUAAAUAGCAAGAAAAAGUCUAAAUUAGCUUUGUACGUGAAUCUCAUUGGUGUUGCAUCGAUGAUAAGCUGUGCUUGUUUAGCAGGUAUUGCCAUUUAUGCAUUCUAUUCCAAAUGCGAUCCACUUGAGAGAGGUGUAAUCACCAAGACUGACCAGCUAAUGCCGUACUUCGUAAUGGAAACGUUACAUCAAUUUCCUGGCGCAGCCGGUCUAUUCGUGUGUUGUGUGUUCAGUGCAGCUUUGAGCACCUUAUCGUCCGGUUUCAAUGCACUGGCGGCUGUUACAUGGGACGACAUUUUAUCGAAGACGCGCCUAUCCAAAUUAAGUGAACUGAAGAUAAAAACGAUCACCAAACUAACGGCCAUAAGUUAUGGCUUGAUGAGCAUCGGCAUGGCAUUUUUUGUUGGUUUGAUUGGAUCAGUACUGAAAGCUGCCAUAUCGCUGGCUGGUGCACUGAUGGGACCAUUGUUGGGAACUUAUUUACUGGGCGUUAUCUGUCCAUUUGCAAACGCAGUCGGUGUUCUCACCGGUUUGGUUAUUGGUGAAGCAUUCGGCCUGUUCGUGUUGUGUGGUUCGAUUUUGUAUCCGAAAACUACUGAUCAACUGCCGACUACAACGGAUGGUUGCCAGUUUAAUGUCACAUCCGUUUACAAUCACACUCUGAACAUUGAAUCACCGGUUGCGGUCGAAGAGAUGUUCCUAUUGAAAAUAUUUCAUCUUGCGUUCCUUCUAGUACCCGUGUCGGGCUUUGUCAUUAGUUAUAUUGUUGGCUUUGUAGUUUCGUUGGCCACUGGUGGCUUAGACGAAGUUAAUCAAGUCAAUCCGUUGCAUUUAAAUCCAAUAGCGUGGCACAUUUGGCCAAAAAAAUGUGUACCAAUAGCGACCAGAAGUGCUGUGCCAUCUACCGAUGCAGCGAAGCAAUGAGAAUUCAUUUUGGAUUAAUAAAAAAGAAAAUCGAAAUCGA
This is a messenger RNA of Bradysia coprophila, 2147 nucleotides long. Its product is annotated as sodium-coupled monocarboxylate transporter 1-like. Gene Ontology annotation, molecular function: symporter activity. Gene Ontology annotation, cellular component: membrane. Lineage: Eukaryota; Metazoa; Arthropoda; Insecta; Diptera; Sciaridae. Gene Ontology annotation, biological process: sodium ion transport; transmembrane transport. The record is from RefSeq and is a predicted model, not a curated record.